Molecule: messenger RNA, 3345 nt
Organism: Balaenoptera acutorostrata (minke whale)
Lineage: Eukaryota; Metazoa; Chordata; Mammalia; Artiodactyla; Balaenopteridae
Gene: EPS8L1
Product: EPS8 like 1
Exons: 20
Coding region: 775-3207 (810 amino acids)
Biological process (GO): regulation of Rho protein signal transduction; positive regulation of ruffle assembly; Rho protein signal transduction
Cellular component (GO): ruffle membrane; plasma membrane; vesicle
Molecular function (GO): actin binding
Source: RefSeq, a predicted model, not a curated record
AAAGGGUACAGCAAGUGCAAAGGCCCUGAGGCAGAACAGCAUCUGGGUACUCAAGGAGCAAAGGAAGAGAUGAGGUAGGGUACCAUCACUUAAGGCCUUGUAGAAGGUCUUCUCUUUUAUCCAGAGAAAUGGGGAGCCACCAAGGGCUUUUGAGAGUGGAGUGACGUAAGCUGAUUUAGGUUUCUAUGGGGUCCAUGCAUUGAGACCGGACUGGGGAGGAAGACAGCAGGGAGACCACUCACUGCAUGUGUAACUCUGAGCAAGUCUCUGAGCCCUUGUGAGCCUCAGUUUCCUCAUCUGCAAAAUGGAGACACCCCAACACUCCCUUCACUGGGUUCGGGGAAGAAGCGGUGUGUAUAACUCAAGUCAGCGAGGACCAUGGCACAGGGGAAGUUCUCGAAAGGAGAUUUUUAUGCCUGAGGAACCUGUUCAUUUUUGUGAUGCCCUCGGAGCAGAGUUGGGCAUUGAGUCUUAGCUGUCAUCGUCAUUGGGAAUUACUGAGGGACAUUUCCAAAGGAGGAGGGAAGGGGAGGGCUGGGGGCCGAGGGCACCGGUGGAGGUAGGAACCCCAGACAGGAGGUGUGCACAGAGCAGGGAUGGACACCAGCCCUGGAGAUGGAAAGGUGGCUCUGGGUUCAAAGCCCACCCUUCCACAUUGACCACGAACAAGCGGCAAUCAACUUCGCAGAGGUACCAGGAGAAUUCGAAGGGGGUAUUUCUGACGCGUGAAGGAGUGUGACAUCGAAUUACUGUAGUUCUUGUUCUCCUGUUGUGAUGGAGACAAUAAGUGUUCUGGCUCCCCUGAGGACAUCCCAGCAGGCGCCCUGGGUCUGUCAGCCAGCCCCGCCCAGGGGCCACUCCAGCAGGCUGUACCAGGGCUCCAGGUGGCAGGAGCUCCCCAUUCUCGGCACCAUGAACACCAGCACUGGCCCAGAAGCUUCUCCCAAACGGAGUGCCAAGUCUAUCUAUGAACAGAGGAAGCGUUACUCCACUGAGGUUAUGGCCGAUGUUUCCCAAUAUCCAGUCAAUCACCUGGUGACCUUCUGCCUGGGUGAGGAGGAUGGCGUGCACACGGUGGAGGACGCCUCGCGUAAGCUGGCCCUCAUGGACAGCCAAGGCCGCGUCUGGGCCCAGGACAUGCUGCUGCGCGUGUCUCCCAAACACGUUGCGCUGCUGGACCCAGUCUCCAAGGAGGAGCUGGAGUCGUACCCGCUGAGCGCCAUCGUGCGUUGCGACACGGUGAUACCGCCGGGCCAGAGCUGCUCACUGCUGCUGCUCGUGUGCCAGGAGCCCGAGCGCACGCAGCCCGACGUGCACUUCUUCCAGGGUCUGCGUCUGGAGGCGGAGUUGAUCCGAGAGGACAUCCAGGGGGCUCUGCACAACUACCGCUCGGGCCGCGGGGAGCGCAGGGCGGCGGCGCUCAGGGCCACGCGAAAGGAGCUGCAGUGCCACCCCUCUCCCGCCGCCGAGACCCCGCCCCCGCAGCACCGCCCGACGGUCCGCGCCGCGAUCAACACGGCGGAGCCAGCCGCGGGCCGCGGGCGACCCCAGGCGGACCCCAUCCCAGAGACUGAAGAGAUGCGGAGGCCGGGCCGGGCGGAGGUCUGCAGUAGCGCUGACCCGGCCUCUCGGGACCUGGGCCCCCGGGGCCCAGACCUGGCCAGUCUGCAGGCGGAGCGGGAAGUGGACAUCCUGAACCACGUGUUCGACGACGUGGAGACCUUCGUAUCAAGGCUGCAGAAGUCUGCCGAGGCCACCCGAGUGCUGGAGCACCGAGAGCGCAGCCGCAGGACCCGGCACCGGGAGGCGGGGGAGGGCCUCCUGACGCUGCGGGCCAAGCCGCCCUCAGAGGCUGAGUGCAUCGAUGUGCUUCAGAAAAUCAAGUACGCCUUCAGCUUGCUGGGCCGGCUGCGCGGCAACAUCGCCAACCCCUCCUCCCCAGAACUGCUGCACUUCCUGUUCGGACCUCUGCAAAUGAUUGUGGACACCUUGGGCGGCCCCCAGUUUGCGAGCUGCGUGCGGCGGCCGCAUCUGACUUCCGAGGCUGUGGCGCUGCUGUGGGACAACGUCACCCAACUUGAAAACACGCUCUGGACCUCGUUGGGGGACUCUUGGACCCGCCCGGGGAUGGAGCUACCCUCAGAGGAGGGACCCCCAUACAGACCUGAGUUCUACAGUGGCUGGGAGCCCCCAGCCACGGACCCACAGGGCCGCGCCUGGGAGGACCCAGUAGAGAAACAGCUACAGCACGAGCGGCGGCGCCAGCAGCAAAGCGCUCCUCAGGUCGCUGUCAAUGGUCACCAAGACCAGGAACCAGAAGCUGAGCCCCAGGGGCUGGAGCCGGCGGGCAAGUGGGUCCUAUGUAAUUAUGACUUCCAGGCGCGCAAUAGCAGCGAGCUGCCCGUCAAGCAGUGGGACAUACUGGAGGUCCUGGAUGACCAGCGCAAGUGGUGGAAGGUUCGGGACCAGAGGGGACAGGAGGGAUAUGUACCCUAUAAUAUCCUGACACCCCACCCGGGGCCGCGUGGGGGCCGCAGCCUGGAGAGUAGCACUCCCUUUCCCCCUCCACCACCAGUGUCAGCCCCGGCUCCGGCUCCCCCUCCACCACCAGCGCCGGCCGUGGCUCCGGCUCUCCCUCCCCCACCAGCCUCGGCCCCGGCUCCUCCCCCCCCGCCCCCUCCCCCACCAGCGCCGGCCCUGGCUCCGGCUCCCGGUCCCCGACCAGCGCGGACCCAGGCUCCGGCUCCGUCUCGGUCUCGGUCUCCCAGGGACAGCUGCGAGAGCCUCAACAACUUGGACUCCAGCAAGAAGGAGAAAUUCUCCCAGAUGCUCAGUAUCAACGAGGAGCUGCAGGCACGCCUGGCCCAGGGCCUCGUGGGCCCCAGCCGCGCAGCCCCGGGGCCCCGCACCCCGGAGCCGCAGCUCAGCCCGCGCUCCAACGCUUCGGAGGUCCGCGCCUGGCUGCAGGGCAAGGGCUUUAGUUCAGGGACCGUGGCGGCGCUAGGCGCACUGAGCGGCGCGCAGCUAUUCUCGCUGCAGAAAGAGAAGUUCCGGGCGCUGAGCCCCGAGGAGGGGGCGCGCGUGUACAGCCAGAUCACAGUGCAGCGCUCGCUGCUGGAGGACAAAGAGAAAGUGUCAGAGCUGGAAGCGGUAAUGAAGAAGCAAAAAAAGAGGCUGGAAGACGAGGUGGAAACGGAAGUCAUUUGAUCCUUCCCCGCCCCUCUGCUAAGUUUCCAGGCAGCAGCCCCGCGGGAGAACGGACUCUGCAGACUGCCCCCACCAACGGAAGUAGAUCCCUCCAGGGAUCGCCGACCUGUUCCAGCCUUGGUCUUACCCCGUCCGGUU